Messenger RNA from Andrographis paniculata, 1772 nucleotides. Its product is annotated as histone deacetylase 6. Gene Ontology annotation, molecular function: histone deacetylase activity. Bases 67 to 1482 code for a protein of 471 amino acids. NCBI's taxonomy places the organism in Eukaryota, Viridiplantae, Streptophyta, Magnoliopsida, Lamiales, Acanthaceae. The transcript has 6 exons. The record is from RefSeq and is a predicted model, not a curated record.
AAAGGCCCAAACCGGUCUUUCUAUUUCCAUCGACGCAAACACAUUCCUCCCCUGCAGCAACCAAAAAUGGAUUCCGGGAGCGGCGCGUCGCUGCCUUCCUCAUGCCCCGACGCGCGGAAGCGGCGCGUGUCCUACUUCUACGAGCCAACAAUCGGCGACUACUACUACGGCCAAGGCCACCCAAUGAAGCCCCACCGAAUCCGCAUGGCUCACAAUCUGAUUGUCCACUACUCCCUCCAUCGCCGAAUGGAGAUCAGCCGCCCCUUCCCCGCUGGCCCCGAGGACAUCCGCCGCUUUCAUUCGCCGGAAUAUGUUGAGUUCCUCUCCACCGUCUCUCCUGACACGCUUCAUGAUCACACCCACUCGCGUCACCUCAAGCGCUUCAAUGUCGGAGAGGAUUGCCCCGUCUUCGACGGUUUGUUCAGUUUCUGCCAGGCCUCUGCCGGCGGCUCUAUCGGCGCCGCCGUCAAGCUCAACCGACAGGAUGCAGAUAUUGCGAUUAAUUGGGCCGGCGGCCUGCAUCAUGCUAAGAAGAGCGAGGCUUCGGGGUUUUGCUAUGUUAACGACAUUGUGCUGGGGAUUCUCGAGCUGCUUAAAGUUCAUAGGCGUGUGCUGUACAUAGACAUCGAUGUCCACCAUGGAGAUGGUGUUGAGGAGGCAUUUUUUGUCACUGACCGAGUGAUGACAGUCUCCUUCCAUAAAUUUGGUGAUUUUUUCCCGGGAACUGGUCAUAUCAAAGACAUUGGGGCAUCUGUGGGAAAGUAUUAUGCUCUUAAUGUCCCACUGAACGAUGGAUUGACUGAUGACAACUUCCAUAGUUUAUUUCGGCCCAUUAUCCAGAAAGUCAUGGAGGUCUAUCAGCCAGAUGCUGUUAUUCUUCAAUGCGGGGCAGAUUCAUUGGCUGGUGAUCGUUUAGGAUGCUUUAAUUUGUCUGUUAAAGGCCAUGCAGACUGCCUUCGAUUUUUGAGGUCAUAUAAUGUUCCUCUUAUGGUUUUGGGUGGUGGCGGUUAUACAAUUCGAAAUGUUGCCCGUUGCUGGUGCUAUGAGACUGCAGUGGCAGUUGAUGUGGAACCAGAUAAUAAGUUGCCGUACAAUGACUACUAUGAGUAUUUUGGCCCUGAUUAUACUCUUCAUGUAGAAACAGCCCUUAUGGAAAAUCUGAAUACAGAAAGAGAUUUGGAGAAAAUCAGAAACAUGCUACUUGAUCAACUUUCUAAACUACAGCAUGUUCCAAGUGUCCCAUUUCAAACAAUGCCUCCAACCACAGAAGUUCCUGAAGAGAGAGAAGAAGAUAUGGAAGUUAGACCCAAUCCCCGGAUAUGGAAUGGUGAGGAGGAUUAUGAAUCAGAUAACGACGAAAAUGUUAAGCCUGCGCGGCGAAGCUUGAACAAUGACACCACAUACAGAACGAGCAAUGAUCUGAGGGAUAGUUACAACACAGUCAAAGAGGAAGACAUGACCGAUGCACAACAUGACAGAUGAUAUUUCUCAUCGAUAAUUGCUGGUUCUAGGCAGAGUUGACUGUUUGGUUGCUUCUUUGGCCACACUUACUUUCAUGGAGUUCUGAUCAAAAUACAGUUUAUGGAGAGAAAAUCUUGAAUGGUGCUCGAAAACAAAAUAUAGCAUUUGUUGCAUUUUUUGUAUUGUCUUCUUCGCCGUAUUGCCUGCAGCUUUUCUCUAGAGAAAUUCAGAUAAUCUAAUACAAAGUGUUGGUUGUACACAGUGGCUGUUGGAUUGUUUUACCUUUAUGUGAUUGUCCAUGACAUCAAAUG